Molecule: messenger RNA, 2526 nt
Organism: Tachysurus vachellii
Lineage: Eukaryota; Metazoa; Chordata; Actinopteri; Siluriformes; Bagridae
Gene: rnf141
Product: ring finger protein 141
Exons: 6
Coding region: 178-864 (228 amino acids)
Biological process (GO): protein autoubiquitination
Molecular function (GO): ubiquitin-protein transferase activity
Source: RefSeq, a predicted model, not a curated record
CGAGCCUUCGCAUCGGCUUACGUCAUCAUUAAGCGACAGUGUUUAUCAUUAAAAAGUGGCUAGUUCGCGGUAAAAAAAAUCACCUUAAAUAUUGACUUGGAUUACAUGUAUGUCAUCAGGGCCUUGAGCACUGAAUGAGGUCUGUUUUCUCUGCGUGGUACUCCUUGUGGAGCUGAGAUGGGCCAGCAAAUCUCUGGUCAGGCUGUGAUGGGCAGGCUUCCUGAGAAGCUACUAAAACAUGCCGGAUUAGUACGGGAUAGUAGCUAUCUCACCUAUGAAGAGUUUCUGGCUCAUGUAGCAGAGUUGAAUGAAGUAACUGCAAAGCUGGCAGUUGGCCAACCAAAGCAUCUCCUUUUUGAGGUUCAGCCUGGAUCUGACACGUCUGCUCUGUGGAAAGUGGCUGUGAGGAUAGUGUGUACCAAGAUUAAUAAGGAGGAUGGUAUGCUGGAAGCUUCACGCAUUAUGAACCUGUAUCAGUUUAUUCAGCUCUACAAAGAUAUCACCAGCCAAGCAGCUGAAGUGCUGGCAGCAGAUGGCAGUAUGGAGUGUUCCUCUGGACAGCUUUCUUUUGCAGCCUCCUGCCAGGCUAGCAUGUGGAUGGGAAGGGUGAAGCAGCUUACAGAUGAGGAAGAGUGCUGUAUUUGUAUGGACGGAAAAGCAGAUCUUAUUCUGCCCUGUGCUCACAGCUUCUGUCAGAAAUGUAUUGAUAAGUGGAGUGGUCAGAGUCGAAACUGCCCCAUCUGUCGGAUCCAGCUGACGGCUGCCAAUGAAUCUUGGGUAAUGUCUGACGCGCCCACAGAGGAGGACAUAGCUGGCUACAUUCUCAAUCUAGCGGAUGAGGCUGGCCACCCUCACAGACCUUAAUCUAAAACGCUGCAAAUCUUUCUCACUCACAAUCUCUAAUUAUUAGACUGUAAGAUGCUAUUUUGAAUUCUGUCGGUUAUUGACAUGAUCUGUUGUUGAUUUAUUUGCAGGCAGCAAUAAGCAUUCACUGGGCCUCAUUUAUCAAGCUGGAUACAAACCUUAUUUUAAAUGAUUCCCAGGAGCAUAUACAUAAUGUUACUGAGCUCUAUUAUUGAAGAUUUAGAACAUAUAGACGUAAGAAGGUGUUACUGGAUCAUUUAGUCACGCUUUUGUCAUGGUCAGUUUUGUGAGCAUCACUAAAUGCAAAUCAACUGUGCCAUGAAUGCACUAUGCACUUUAUGGGUGAUUUGCAUUUGUCAUGUAUGCACUUGAGUACGAAGAAACUCACUGAAACCUUUGCACAACAAAAGCAGAAGUUUUUUUAGUUCCGUUUGGCUUCAGAAAAAAAAUGACACACAACAUUACUUAAAGAUCGGUAAAUGAGGCUCAUUGUCAUUUAUGUUUGUGUGAUUUGUUCAGCAUCUUUCAUUUAGAAACAUUUGAGAACAUUUUUAUGGUGUGAAAUUUACUGAAUACUUGCUGCUUUUUUUUAAUCUCACAAGUUGUGUAUAGGAAUGAAUGAAAGAAUUGAAGAUUACAGCUACUUUCAUUAGAGAACUGAUGGUCAGAAUGUGCAUGGUGUUUUAUUUCAGACACCCUGUGUCUUCUGGCAGGGGGCACGGUGGCUUAGUGGUUAACACGUUCGCCUCACACCUCCAGGGUUGGGGUUCGAUUCCCGCCUCCACCUUGUGUGUGUGGAGUUUGCAUGUUCUCCCCGUGCCUUGGGGGUUUCCUCCGGGUACUCCGGUUUCCUCCCCCGGUACAAAGACAUGCAUGGUAGGUUGACUGGCAUCUCUGGAAAAUUGUCCGUAGUGUGUGAUUGUGUGAGUGAAUGAGAGUGUGUGUGUGUGUGUGUGUGCCCUGCGCUGGUUUGGCACUCCGUCCAGGGUGUAUCCUGCCUUGAUGCCUGAUGACGCCUGAGAUAGGCACAGGCUCCCUGUGACCCGAGGCAGUUCGGAUAAGCGGUAGAAAAUGAGUGAGUGAGUGAGUGUGUCUUCUGGCAAACAUACUAACAUCUAUAAGACUGCUUUAAUAAGGUGUUCUGUUAAAGUGUCAUAUAGGACAGUGGUGUCUAAUCUUAUCCACAAAGAGCCGGUGUGGGGGCAGAUUUUCAUUUAAAACCAAGCAGAAGUCACACCUGAUUCCACCUGUUUAAUCAGUUCUUGGCUUUUAGUAGACUCUGGUGUGGCUUCUGCUUGGCUGGAAUGAAAACCUGCACCCACACCGGCCCUUUCUGGAUAAAAUUGGACACCGCUGAUAUAUGACAAUAAUUAUUUUGAUUACGAAAAAAUAUUUAGCUUGAUUUAGUCUAGAAAAUGUGAAAUGUUGAAAAGCAGUUCUAACUACUGAGAAUAUUUUUAAAUGUUAACUUCUAUUAUAUAUUCAGACUUGCACUAGUAUAUUUUUUUCCCUAUUACUUUUGCUGUUAAUUAUUUAAAAAGACAGCUGGUUGAAAUGCAUUUUCUGGUUUAUGUAUAAUAAUCUAAAAGCAGCACAAGGAUGUAUAUUUUUCUCUACAUUCUACAAUAAUCCUCAUAAUUAAACUUUUUAAAUGUUGAAACA